Molecule: messenger RNA, 239 nt
Organism: Perkinsus marinus ATCC 50983
Lineage: Eukaryota; Perkinsozoa; Perkinsida; Perkinsidae
Exons: 2
Source: RefSeq, a predicted model, not a curated record
AUGUCUGUCAAAAGUCGCGUUUCGAUCGUUGUUGCCGAUAUAACAAAACUGGAGGGAGUCGAGGCAAUUGUCAAUGCAGCUAACUCGUCCCUUCUUGGUGGUGGCGGUGUUGAUGGCGCAAUCCAUCGAGCGGCUGGUCCUGAGCUCAAGCGUUAUUGUGAGCACGAAUUUGAAGGCCCUAAGAGAUGCCCCACGGGAGAGAGUAGGAUAACUCCAGCAUUCAAUCUGAAGCAUUGCCA